Messenger RNA from Octopus sinensis (East Asian common octopus), 413 nucleotides. RefSeq names its product small conductance calcium-activated potassium channel protein-like. Gene Ontology annotation, cellular component: neuronal cell body; plasma membrane; neuron projection. The annotation marks the transcript as partial. The transcript has a single exon. Lineage: Eukaryota; Metazoa; Mollusca; Cephalopoda; Octopoda; Octopodidae. Gene Ontology annotation, molecular function: small conductance calcium-activated potassium channel activity; calmodulin binding. Gene Ontology annotation, biological process: potassium ion transmembrane transport. The record is from RefSeq and is a predicted model, not a curated record.
CUUUUCGCGGUGGACAAUUGCGUAGAAGACUGGCGCAUAGCAAUAUCAUGGCGUCGAGGAAUGCAGUUACUACUGGAGAUCAUUGUCUGUGCCAUACAUCCGAUUCCUGGAGAUUUUUACUUUAUGUGGCCUACAUCCUUAAAACAAACAGUCCAAUCAGUACAAGUUCCUGUGGAUAUUAUCCUGUCCCUUCCCAUGUUUUUUAGGCUAUAUCUCAUUUGUCGUGUUAUGCUGUUGCACAGUAGACUGUUCACUGAUGCGUCCUCUCGGAGUAUUGGCGCGCUUAACAGAAUCAACUUUGACACACGCUUUGUGCUGAAGACACUUAUGACAAUCUGUCCUGGAACUGUUCUACUAGUCUUCAUGUUAUCGUUAUGGAUAAUAGCUAGUUGGACGUUACGUGCCUGUGAAAG